Messenger RNA from Pan troglodytes (chimpanzee), 10084 nucleotides. It is a transcript of the gene KDM3B, whose product is annotated as lysine demethylase 3B. The coding region runs from base 3439 to 8760 and encodes 1773 amino acids. Gene Ontology annotation, molecular function: transcription coregulator activity; chromatin DNA binding; histone H3K9 demethylase activity. Gene Ontology annotation, cellular component: histone deacetylase complex; chromatin. The transcript has 24 exons. Gene Ontology annotation, biological process: regulation of transcription by RNA polymerase II. The record is from RefSeq and is a predicted model, not a curated record. NCBI's taxonomy places the organism in Eukaryota, Metazoa, Chordata, Mammalia, Primates, Hominidae.
ACCCCGAGCGCUUGCCGGCAUGGCUUCCGCGUCGGGGUGUGCGCCCCGGUUUCCCCCGGGGGGCGGCCAGGGCGCCCGGAGCUGCUGCUUGCAGCCAGCAGGCCCCGCCUCCUGGGCGACCCUUUUCUCGGCGUUCCCCCCAACACGCCUUCGGAGCAGGCUCUCGAAUCUUGAGCUCCCGGGAGGCUCAGAGUUCGGCCAGUGUUGCCGCUGCCCUCUCGAAGACGCGGACCUGUGGUCCCCAGCCUCUCCCAGGAGACCUGCGCCCUGUUCCUUUUCUCCCAGAGCCCCAAGUGGGGCGGGAAUGUGGGCAGUUAUGGGAGGCACGGAGGCUGCAGUUGGAGCUGGUCGGGGCUUUUUUAUCUGGCAGUUACUUCCUCAUCUGAGCUGGGCUUGGCCUGGCGGUCUCCAGAAAGGCCAGCUCUCGGCACUGUCUCGAGCUCUCCUCUCCUUUCCUUAACGCUUCUGGGUGACAGGAGCUGCAGUUGUGGCUGUUUUUGUUAAGUUUGAGAUCUUUCUUAGUGGCCGAACGGGGCUGCUGGGUAGUGCUUUUUGCUCCCAGCUCAGCUACUCCCCCAACCUUGGGAGAGGUUUUGUUUGGAAACUUUGUGUUUGGGCUUGGCCGUUUUUGAAUGCCUUGGUGUGUUUUGUGAUUAAAGUUGUUCAGUCAUACAACUUAACUAGCAUUCGGGAUCAUGAUGUGUUAUUCUCGUUAAUGUGGCGGUAAAAUAUAGUGUUUGAGUUUUGGCAAGCCACUUUAUUUCCUCAUUUUGAUAGGGGCCCUAGCUUCUCUGGUGAGAUAAGGCUAUGAAAAAUGGUGUGUGUGCGUGUUGGGGCAGGGGGUGGUCUUUUGGAAUGUAAUAGAUCAGCAAGCAGAAAGUAAAUUUUCUUGAUGAACCUGCUUUUGCAGAUAUAAACGGGAACGCAGUUUGUGAGAUUUGGAAGUAAUGUUGUAGGCUUCCGAUGUUCAUUUUUCUUCCUAUUGAUCAACGGUGUUAGACUGUCCUUUUUCACUAAUAUACAAGCUUUAUGGAUUUUUUUUGUGGAUGGCUUAGGCUUUGCUUCUGCUACUUGGGUUCAUUUGCUUUGAUUUUUCUUCAUGCUGUAUAAGAAACGUUACUAGGACAUUUAUAAGGCCUCAGUGGGGCAAAUUUGCAAAAAGAUACUAAAAAUAUAAGGGGAUGGAAUGAUGAUUAAGACUGGGAUUUGGAUCUCUAUUCCUCUGCGCUUUCUUUAAAAGAUGGCUGGGAUGGGAAAAGAAGUGUCCAUUUCAGAUUCAUUCUACCACCUUGGAGGCAAAACAUACUUAAGAUCCACUAUUAUAUGCAUACUUUGACCUAAGGCCUACUUUGCCCUAGCUAUUCAUUGGGAUUUUUUUCUGGUCCUUGCAGUGGUCGUCUCGUUUCCUCCAUCAGAUGAAUUGUUAAUGAGCUCUGCACCUGAAAUGGCUCCCCAUUCACUUUGUCGUUUGCUGUGCUCCCUAAGGGCAGAGGAUUUUGGAGCUCACUUCCUUGCUGGACACCCACUAAGCUAAAUACUGAAUAAUUUUACCACUGAUCCCACGGAACUGGGUUCUCAAACCAAGUAAAAAGUUGCAGUGAUUCUUGGAAAUUAAAGCAAAGAACAUUACAACUGUGUUGAGGUCUUGCAUAGGGCUGUGUGAAUGUAGAAGCAAAGGCAGGUUUGUAUUUUGAGAAUACAUUUAUGCUUGUCUUACAUGUAUAUCCAGGGACAUAGAUGAGAAAACAGCCAGACCAAAACUCAGAGCCUUUAGAUUUUUUCACCAGCUUGCAAAAUUGUUCAAGAAUUGGUAUUUUGUUGAGGUUCUAUUAAUGACAAUGACCAGUGGAGGAUGAGAAUGGGCCGUUUUCUUUUAUUCUCAUUAAGAGAGAUUUCCUUUGGACCAUAGGCAUGUGGACCUUUCCAAUUUGCACCACACACGGUAGUAAACACAACUGUCUUCCAAUCAAAAGUGUUCUUCCCGUACUCAAGGGUGGAGUUUGCAAGCAGCUGGCCUGUGAUUGGGCAGAUUUUCAUUCAGUUAUGUUUAAGAUGUUUUCAGGCACGCUUGGUUUUGAGUAAUGCCUAGCAGGGCGCCCCCUUUUAAGGAUGAGUAAUUGAGGGUUGGAUGAAUGAGUUUCUGAAGUGAUUGAAAACACAAUUCUUAAUUUUAAAUUCCACGAAUACAUCUCUUUCUAAAUACUUUUUGAUUCAGAUAUCCUAUAAAAUACAGUACUGAUCCAUUAAAUGAAACCUUUUUUGGAAAACAGUAACAAAGCCAAGUGCUACCUUAAGGUGAGAUGUGAAAAAAAGGAGUCAGGAUCCUGUUGAUUGAGAGUUUUGUUGAUAAGGUUCUCAUAGGUGGACAUCUUCACCAGCAGAAGCCAUGCUGACAAAUUACUCAGAUGUUUAGCCAAGGCAUGAAAACAGCUUUCCCCCCCCUUUCUCCUGGAAUAGUAAUUUUAUUUGUGUUUUAAAAUGGGCCUUUUAUGUUUUUAGAAUUAGUUUAUGGGUUUUUAUGCAUUUAUCUCUGGCUUUUCUUUCCUAAUCUGGUGUCCUCUUUGUGUUCCUAAAUCAUUAUUGGCUCAUGUAAGUUGCAGAGACCUUGGGACCGUCACGUAUAUGGGUAUUGUACAUAAAACAGACCAAAAGAAACCCAUGGAUUUUCCUUUUUUUGGUUAUAAAAGCAAAGCUUGUAAUUUGCAAAAUGUCAAAAAAAGGUUUACACAAGAAAAACCAGCAAUCUCUUUGCUCAUCUUUCUUAAUGCUAGUACAAAAAACAUGAAAACAUUCAACCGUAUACAAAGAGUUUCCUUUUUUUUUAGCCAAUGGUGUCCUACUGCACAAUAUUUGCACCCUGCCUUUUUUUUCUUUCAUUUGACAGUAUACCAUGGGGAUCAAUACUUACAGAUUUUACUCAUCGUUUUUGGUAACUACUUUAUAUUCCAUAGAAUGGAUGUACCAUAAUUUAUUCAGUUAUUCCUCCUGUUAAUGGACAUUCAGGUUAUCUAAAGUUUUUUUGGCAGUAUAGACAAUGCUGUCAUUAAUAUACUUGUAUACAUAUUUUUAUGUAAUCCAGGUUUUAUUUCUGUAGUUUAGCAAUCCAGGAUUGAAAUUGUUCGGUUAAGAAGUAUAUGUAUUUUUUAUUUUAUUACAUAAUGCCAGGUUAUUUUCCAGUAGGUGUAUAGCAUUUCCUACUCCCACCAACAGUACUCAGGGUGCUUGUUUCUCUUUACCCUUGCCUUCACUGGUAUCAUCAGUCUUUCUCAUUUUUGCCAAUCUGAUGGGUGAAAAACAAUAUCCAUAAUUUUCAUGACUAUUUGUCCUUUUUUUCCAUGUGUACUGGCUUUUUCAUUUCUUUUAUUUGUUACUUAUGGAUAUCUUUUGCUCAUUUGAGAAAAAUAGGAGUUGUCUUACCACUCUCUGCAAGUUCUGUGCAUGGAUAUUAACUCCUUCACCUGCGUAGUGGGUUGUAUUUUGUUUCAUUUGUCUCUUGACUUUUUUUUUUUUUUUUUUUUUUUGAGACACAGUCUCGCUGUGUCACCCAGGCUGGAGUGCAGUGGCUCCAUCUCAGCUCACUGCAACCUCUGCCUCCCGGGUUCAAGCGAUUCUCCUGCCUCAGCCUCCCGAGUAGUUGGGACUACAGGCGUGUGCCACCAUGCCCAGAUCUUUGUAGAAUUUGAUGGCUGUAACUGGAAGCAACACUCCUGGGUAAAAGUUCAUGCUGAGGAAGUUAUUGUGCUUCUGCUGGAAGGGUCUCUUGUAUGGGCGCCCCGUGAGGACCCAGUCCUUCUCCAGGGCACUCGAGUCUCCAUUGCACAAUGGCCAGCCCUGACUUUUACUCCCCUUGUAGAUAAACUGGGUUUGGGUUCUGUGGUUCCAGUGGAAUAUCUUCUGGAUCGAGAGCUUCGGUUCCUGUCAGAUGCCAAUGGGUUGCAUCUGUUUCAGAUGGGAACAGAUAGCCAAAACCAGAUUCUUUUGGAACAUGCUGCACUGAGAGAAACAGUUAAUGCUUUGAUCAGUGACCAAAAGCUACAAGAGAUAUUCAGCCGAGGUCCCUACAGUGUUCAAGGUCACAGGGUCAAAGUAUAUCAGCCAGAGGGGGAAGAAGGGUGGCUCUAUGGUGUUGUGAGCCAUCAAGACUCCAUCACUCGUCUUAUGGAGGUGUCUGUAACUGAGAGUGGUGAGAUCAAGUCGGUAGAUCCCAGACUAAUCCAUGUGAUGCUGAUGGAUAAUUCAACGCCUCAAAGCGAGGGGGGUACGUUAAAAGCAGUAAAAUCUUCCAAAGGAAAGAAGAAGAGAGAAAGCAUAGAGGGGAAAGAUGGCCGGAGGAGGAAAAGUGCUUCGGACUCUGGGUGUGACCCUGCAUCAAAGAAAUUAAAAGGAGACAGGGGUGAAGUAGACAGUAAUGGGAGCGAUGGAGGUGAGGCAAGCCGAGGGCCCUGGAAAGGAGGGAAUGCCAGUGGAGAGCCAGGGCUGGAUCAGAGAGCCAAGCAGCCACCGUCUACAUUUGUCCCCCAGAUAAACCGCAACAUUCGCUUUGCCACUUACACCAAAGAAAACGGCAGGACUCUGGUGGUGCAGGAUGAGCCUGUAGGUGGGGACACACCUGCAUCUUUCACUCCAUAUUCUACAGCCACAGGUCAGACACCUUUGGCCCCAGAGGUGGGUGGAGCCGAAAACAAAGAGGCAGGAAAAACACUGGAACAAGUUGGCCAGGGCAUAGUGGCUUCCGCAGCUGUGGUCACUACCGCCAGCUCCACCCCAAACACAGUGAGGAUCUCAGACACUGGCCUUGCAGCAGGGACUGUGCCAGAAAAACAGAAAGGCAGCCGGUCGCAGGCCUUGGGAGAGAAUUCAAGAAAUUCUAUUCUGGCCUCUUCUGGAUUUGGAGCACCUCUCCCUAGUUCAUCGCAACCUUUGACUUUUGGAAGUGGAAGGAGCCAGUCCAAUGGUGUUCUAGCCACAGAGAACAAACCUUUGGGCUUCUCUUUUGGCUGUAGCUCUGCACAAGAGGCACAGAAAGACACUGAUCUCUCCAAAAACUUGUUUUUUCAAUGCAUGUCCCAAACUUUACCUACCAGUAACUACUUCACUACUGUUUCAGAGAGUUUGGCUGAUGAUUCUUCUAGUCGGGACUCAUUCAAACAAAGCCUUGAGAGCCUGAGCUCAGGCCUGUGUAAAGGCAGAUCCGUUCUUGGAACAGACACUAAGCCAGGCUCUAAGGCUGGCAGCUCUGUGGACCGGAAAGUGCCUGCAGAGUCCAUGCCCACCCUCACUCCAGCCUUCCCACGGAGCCUCCUAAAUGCCCGUACCCCAGAGAAUCAUGAAAAUCUAUUUUUACAGCCCCCCAAAUUGUCCCGAGAAGAGCCUUCUAAUCCUUUCCUGGCAUUUGUGGAGAAAGUUGAACACAGCCCUUUCAGUAGUUUUGCAUCUCAGGCAUCAGGUAGCUCCUCUUCUGCUACCACUGUCACCUCCAAGGUGGCACCCAGCUGGCCCGAGUCUCACUCCUCUGCAGAUUCGGCAUCUUUAGCAAAGAAGAAACCCCUCUUCAUUACAACUGACUCCUCCAAGCUAGUAUCUGGUGUUCUGGGCUCAGCUCUUACCAGUGGGGGCCCAAGCCUCUCUGCCAUGGGGAAUGGCCGCUCCAGCUCGCCCACCAGCAGCCUCACUCAGCCCAUUGAGAUGCCAACUCUCUCCUCCAGCCCCACAGAGGAGAGGCCAACUGUGGGGCCUGGGCAGCAGGACAAUCCCCUCCUCAAAACCUUUAGUAACGUCUUUGGCAGGCACUCAGGCGGCUUUCUGUCCUCCCCGGCAGAUUUUUCACAGGAGAACAAAGCUCCUUUUGAAGCUGUGAAAAGGUUCUCACUGGAUGAACGAAGCUUGGCUUGCAGACAAGACUCGGACUCCAGCACCAACAGUGACCUGUCAGAUUUGAGUGACUCUGAGGAGCAGCUGCAGGCUAAGACAGGCCUGAAGGGAAUUCCAGAGCACCUGAUGGGGAAGCUGGGCCCCAAUGGGGAGCGCAGUGCUGAGCUGUUGCUGGGCAAAAGCAAAGGGAAGCAGGCCCCCAAGGGCCGGCCUCGGACUGCCCCCCUGAAAGUUGGCCAGUCAGUGCUGAAAGAUGUAAGCAAAGUGAAGAAGCUGAAGCAAUCUGGAGAGCCCUUCCUGCAGGAUGGGUCAUGCAUCAAUGUGGCACCUCAUCUGCACAAGUGUCGUGAAUGCCGCCUGGAGCGGUACCGGAAGUUUAAGGAACAGGAGCAAGAUGAUUCUACUGUAGCCUGCCGUUUCUUUCACUUCCGGAGGUUGAUCUUCACUCGAAAGGGGGUACUCCGUGUGGAGGGGUUUUUAAGCCCCCAGCAAAGUGACCCUGAUGCCAUGAACCUGUGGAUUCCCUCUUCCUCCCUAGCAGAAGGGAUAGAUCUAGAGACCUCAAAAUACAUCCUGGCCAAUGUUGGGGACCAGUUCUGCCAGCUCGUAAUGUCUGAGAAGGAGGCCAUGAUGAUGGUGGAGCCACACCAGAAAGUGGCAUGGAAGCGAGCUGUGCGUGGUGUACGGGAGAUGUGUGAUGUGUGUGAAACAACUCUCUUCAACAUCCACUGGGUUUGUCGCAAAUGUGGAUUUGGGGUCUGCCUUGACUGUUACCGGCUCAGGAAAAGCCGGCCACGCAGUGAGACAGAAGAGAUGGGUGAUGAAGAAGUUUUCUCCUGGUUGAAGUGUGCAAAGGGACAGUCCCAUGAACCAGAGAAUCUCAUGCCCACACAAAUUAUUCCUGGCACAGCUCUUUACAAUAUUGGAGACAUGGUACAUGCUGCUCGGGGCAAGUGGGGAAUUAAAGCAAACUGCCCUUGUAUCAGUCGACAGAACAAAUCUGUAUUGAGACCUGCCGUCACCAAUGGGAUGUCACAGCUUCCUAGCAUAAACCCUAGUGCCUCUUCUGGAAACGAAACUACCUUCUCUGGCGGAGGAGGACCGGCACCAGUAACAACUCCAGAGCCGGACCAUGUUCCCAAAGCCGACAGCACUGACAUCAGAUCUGAAGAGCCUCUGAAAACAGACAGUUCGGCAUCAAAUAGCAAUAGUGAACUGAAAGCCAUCAGGCCUCCUUGCCCUGACACGGCCCCACCCUCCUCCGCCCUGCACUGGUUGGCAGAUUUAGCAACUCAGAAGGCUAAAGAAGAGACAAAAGAAGCAGGGUCCCUGAGGUCGGUGCUCAAUAAAGAGUCUCAUUCACCCUUUGGGCUGGACUCGUUCAACUCCACUGCAAAGGUCUCUCCGCUGACUCCAAAGCUUUUUAACAGUCUGUUGCUGGGUCCCACUGCCUCCAACAACAAAACCGAAGGGUCUAGCCUUCGAGACCUCCUUCACUCCGGGCCGGGAAAACUUCCUCAAACCCCCUUGGACACAGGCAUACCCUUUCCCCCGGUCUUCUCUACAUCCUCAGCAGGAGUGAAGAGCAAGGCCAGCCUACCCAACUUUCUUGACCACAUCAUUGCCUCAGUGGUAGAAAAUAAGAAAACCUCAGAUGCUUCAAAGCGGGCCUGCAACUUGACUGAUACCCAGAAGGAAGUGAAGGAGAUGGUGAUGGGGUUAAAUGUGCUAGAUCCCCAUACUUCUCACUCCUGGCUUUGUGAUGGGAGGCUUCUGUGUCUCCAUGACCCCAGCAACAAAAACAAUUGGAAGAUCUUCCGGGAGUGUUGGAAGCAAGGUCAGCCAGUGCUGGUUUCGGGGGUACAUAAAAAGCUCAAGUCUGAGCUCUGGAAGCCAGAAGCCUUUAGCCAGGAAUUUGGAGACCAGGAUGUAGACUUGGUGAACUGCAGGAACUGUGCUAUAAUUUCCGAUGUGAAAGUUCGGGAUUUCUGGGAUGGUUUCGAGAUCAUAUGCAAACGACUACGGUCAGAAGAUGGGCAGCCAAUGGUGCUCAAACUCAAGGACUGGCCUCCUGGGGAAGAUUUUCGAGACAUGAUGCCAACCAGGUUUGAAGAUCUGAUGGAGAACCUUCCUCUGCCAGAAUAUACCAAACGAGAUGGCAGGCUCAAUCUGGCCUCUAGGCUACCUAGCUAUUUUGUAAGGCCUGAUCUGGGCCCCAAGAUGUACAACGCCUAUGGGUUGAUAACAGCAGAAGAUAGAAGAGUUGGUACAACAAAUCUUCACUUAGAUGUGUCUGAUGCUGUUAAUGUGAUGGUGUAUGUUGGGAUUCCCAUCGGGGAGGGUGCUCAUGAUGAAGAGGUACUCAAGACAAUUGACGAGGGAGAUGCCGAUGAGGUGACGAAGCAGAGGAUUCAUGAUGGAAAAGAGAAGCCAGGUGCUUUAUGGCACAUCUAUGCAGCCAAGGAUGCAGAGAAGAUCCGGGAGCUGCUCCGAAAGGUUGGAGAAGAACAAGGCCAAGAGAACCCCCCCGAUCAUGACCCAAUUCAUGACCAAAGUUGGUACCUGGACCAGACCCUCCGUAAGCGACUCUAUGAGGAGUAUGGCGUGCAAGGCUGGGCUAUUGUGCAGUUCCUAGGUGAUGCUGUUUUCAUACCUGCUGGAGCCCCACACCAGGUUCACAAUCUAUACAGUUGCAUAAAAGUAGCAGAAGACUUUGUAUCUCCAGAACAUGUAAAGCACUGUUUCCGCCUGACUCAGGAAUUCAGGCAUCUCUCUAACACUCAUACAAAUCAUGAGGAUAAACUGCAGGUGAAGAACAUCAUUUACCAUGCAGUGAAAGAUGCGGUUGGCACCCUCAAGGCUCAUGAAUCCAAACUGGCAAGGUCCUAGGCAUGGAGAAACUCCAAGCUCCCCUGUGAAGCAGGUCUUUCACUCACAACACUUAACAGGGAACGGCAGGGCUCUUUGCUGGAGCAGAGGCCCUUCACCCAGAGCCAGUGUGGUCAGUAUUCCAAACUCUCCAGCCACUCUCUUCUACGCUGCCUCAACACUGAAGGUUGACACAGGAAAGUCGUACUGUUCACACACACAGUUUGAGACUCCAAGCCAAGAGUGCCACAUCCCUAUCCUGUGGCCUUUUGGAAAUCCAAAUUGCCUGAACAUGGCGGGGCUUUCCUGCACAUUCUCCUGAUUUGAGAUUCACGGGCACACCUUUCUUUUCUUUUCCUCUUGUGCCUAGUUAAGUGGGAAUGUGUUUGGAGAUAGGGGAAAUCACAUAACUGGUACAAGUAUGGGGUAAUUGCUUAAACAUGCCUGGUGGAAGUCUGAUAGCGUCUCUGCACGUGACCUCUGACAAAGCCCAUCCCAGGAGACGGGGUGAAGCCAUUCCCCACACUCUCCUGUGAACACUGGAGUCUUGCAAGACCCAGGGAGAACCCACUGCUUUUCCCAGGAGGCUCCAGGAUUAGGAAAUGUGUGUAUUUAGUGAAAAAUAGGUUUGUAGUGAAAUAGUUACUAUUUCAUGAAAGUAGAUAUUUUUAGAAUUUUUGAAAUACCACAGUUGUUUUCCUGGAUUAUAAGGAAAGGCACAUUACAUUUAGUCUUCCUUUCGAUAUAAAACUCUUUGAAGAAAUAUGAUUUUUAGAAAUCAGCUACCCAUUAUAGCACAAAAUCAGCCAAAGCAGAAUUUUUUAAAAUUGGCUUUUUUAGGAUUCUUUUUCUCCCCCUCCCAUCUUAGUCUUACCUUGAGGGAACAGUCAUAUGAGAAGGAACUUUGUCACGUCUAAGCUGUGGUGUGUUCCCCAUGUGUGUGUACAACACUGGUGACUCCAGGAACCAUUUUCACUUAUUACCAGUGUUCCCUGGGGACUCCUCUUAACGUUUCCAAAUGGGAAGGACAGUUGAUUUCCAACAUGAGGUUUUUUGUUUUUUAUCCAGAAAUAUUUUCAGCAAAACUUUCCAACUGAGUGGAGUCUGAUUAAGGAUUUAUUUGAAAAUGGUGGGAUUCAUUGGCCCAUAGGUACAUUGGAAAAUGUAUCUCUCUCCAGCUGUACUGUAGUGCCCUGCAGGCUGUUUAUAUGUUCACAGUUACUUUUUUUUUUUUUAAAUAAAAGUCAUUUAAUGUAGAAUACUUUUAAUUUCACUUUCUGUAUUUUAAUUUUGUUGAAGGGCUGAUUGGGAUUUCCAUGUUCUUAUUAAAAAUCUAACAAAUCUG